AUGGUGACUGAGAGGGCCUGGGAGAGCGAGGCGGAUCCUUGCUCAGCCUUGGAGUCUCUUACUCAAGGGAGCUUCUGGAAUGUCUUAACAAAUGAGUCUGUUGAGGAGCAGGAAGGACAGCAUUACAAUGAAAAGUUUCUAAACAAUAACUACACGACAGUGUUUAGGACAAUAAUCAGUGAUAUGACUGCUCAAAGUGAAUUGGAAGAUGAUUUUGGCAAUUCCCUGAGUCGGCUGCUGGAAGGUGAAAACAGAAGGAAGCCAGGAGGCCUGUUCCAUCCAAUCAUUGAACUGAAUGCAAUUAUUCGAUCAUUGGCAGGUCAAAGGUCAAAGGAGCUGGCUGGUUGUUCAUUUCGUCUCUCAGAUGAACCAAAAUUCAAAGAGUAUGAGUAUGAAAUGGGAAAACAGUAUUCUACUUUUAAGAUGGGAUUAGAACUAGAUACAGAAUGGAUACAGAAGAGGACAAAGGUACAUCAAGGUGAUGGAAAAUUAAUUCUCUACCCCAAUGACCGUGUCUUCCAUGUUUUCUUUCCUGAUGGGACAGGCCAGAUCCAUUACCCAUCAGGAAAUCUGGCUAUGCUCAUCUUCUGCACAGAUGCUACAACAUUUACAUACAUUGUUCUGGAAGACAGGGCAGAAGUGAGAGUCCGGGCCCUCAUCAACAACUCUGGCCACGCAACGUUCUAUGAUGACAAUGGGGAUAUCUGGGCCAAUUCGGGCAUCAACCUGGGCUACUACUUCCCCAAAGACAAACAUCAGAAGGCCUGGAACUGGUGGAACCUGAGUAUCCAUGUCCACGCACCUCCUAUCAAGUGUAUCUCCCUGAAAAUCAACCAGCACAUCCAGGUAGAAAUAAAGAGCCAGGAUAAGAUCAUCUUCUGCUUCUUCCACAAAAAGAAGAAGAUUUAUUUAAACCUGGGUACCAGGUAUAAGUUCAUAAAUACUGAGACGUUGGAUAGUAUGAAGAGCAAAGCAGUCCUGGAGGUGGAACCUGGCCAGGCAGUUUGGAAACUCCAGGUCCUUCUGGGAAAAAUUAGUAGGAUGGUGAAAUUCCUGACCAUUCCUGAUUUGGAAAACUUCACAGAGAACGCCAAGACAUUGCUAAUGAAAAAGACAUCCAAAGUACAUGAAAUCUCAAGUCAUAUUUCAGAGGACCGGUCACCAUACUGUCCCAUGCCUUAUCGAGCACCUGCUGAGCGUCUAGGGAAGGUGAAGUCCUCCAGAGCUCCGGGGAAAACCCCAUAG
Castor canadensis (American beaver) is the source of this 1245-nucleotide messenger RNA. Lineage: Eukaryota; Metazoa; Chordata; Mammalia; Rodentia; Castoridae. The record is from RefSeq and is a predicted model, not a curated record.